UAGACCGGCGUGAGUGGUGCGACACAGAUACGCUUGAGUUAUUCUUGUUCAUCGGUAAAUAUUUGUAUUUUAUUUUUUUAAUUUGUUUGGUAAAAUAACCUUUAAAGUUCACAGUUUUAUACCGAAACGGUGUUCACUGUACAUCAGGCAUUCAGCUUCCAUUCAGCAGGCAGACUCGUGUUUUUCCCGGGCCAGUCACGCCAUGUCCUCCGCGGAUGUGUCGGAGCAGAACCGUCGCUGUUGUGUUUUGUCAUGGGAGCAAGUGCAGCGUCUGGACUCCAUCCUGGGCGAAUGUGUCCCGAUCCACGGCCGAGGAAACUUCCCCACGCUCUCCGUUCAACCCCGGCACAUCAUACAGGUGGUACGGGCUCGGCUGGAGGAGCGAGGUGUGGUGGUGCGCGAUGUGAAGCUGAACGGCUCGGCUGCCAGUUAUGUUCUGCAUCAGGACACUGGCCUGGGCUACAAAGACCUGGACCUCAUCUUCGGCUUGAGUUUGACCAAUGACAAUACCUUCUGUCUGGUGAAGGACGUGGUCCUGGACAGCCUCCUUGAGUUCCUGCCAGCAGGCGUGAACCGCGACCGCAUUACAGCCCUGACGUUGAAGGAAGUCUACGUGCAGAAACUUGUGAAGGUAUGCAAUGACACAGAUCGCUGGAGUCUCAUAUCUCUCACCAACAACACUGGUAAAAAUGUAGAACUAAAAUUUGUGGACUCCUUGCGACGGCAGUUUGAGUUCAGCGUGGACUCCUUUCAAAUUGGCUUGGAUUCACUGUUACUUUUUGACCGCUGCUCCGAGACGCCAAUGUCUGAGAGUUUCCACCCCACUAUACUAGGAGAAAGCAUGUACGGAGACUUUGCUGAAGCACUGGGGCACCUACGUGCCAAAAUCAUCGCAACGCACAGUCCAGAAGAAAUCCGUGGAGGUGGGCUCUUGAAAUACUGCCACCUGUUGGUGAGGGGCUUCCGUCCAGUCUCCGAGACGCAGAUGAAGGCCCUCCAACGCUACAUGUGCUCACGAUUCUUCAUCGACUUCUCCGACAUCAAUGAACAGCGACGGAAGUUGGAGGCAUACCUGCAGAACCACUUUAACGGCAUGGAGCACAAGCGAUAUGAUUGCCUCGUGACUUUACAUCGUGUAGUGGAUGAAAGCACUGUUUGUCUUAUGGGCCAUGAGCGGAGACAGACUCUCACGCUCAUCUCGUCUCUGGCGCUACAUGUGUUGGCCGAACAAAAUGCAAUUCCUGCACUGUCUAAUGUCACAUGUUACUACCAACCAGCACCAUAUGUCAGGGAUGUCAACUUCAGCAACUACUAUGUAGCACACGUUCAUUCACCCAUUUCCACCUGUAACAGCUUCUAUCAGACAUGGCUGCCUUGUAGCUGAGCCAGGAAGGGACCAAAAAUUCUGCUGGGGAAAAUAUUUGUAGCCGUCAGAUGGCAUUUGGGUGGACUGAUUGGGUUGAACUUUUGACUGUGACUUUCCUGGGUGAUUCCAACAUCACUAUCUACUCCAGUUAAAAUAACUGCUGUACUGAAAAAUGUACCAAUCUAUCUUAAGUCCUUUCAGACACUUGAUUAUGAUUUUUGAAAGGAUUUUAGCCAAAACAGAUGAAAAGUUAUGGACGGACAAUGGACACAGGAAAAUGUCUAAAUCACUUCUCUACUCUAAGUUCAUGUGUAACCCAUUCAUGUUUUACAAUUGCAAUGUUUUUACAUACAGCUUUUGUGAAUUUAUGGGAAAAAAUAAAAAUAAAUAACGGGGAGACUGUUCAGUUCUUACUGUGGUUUCCUACUUUCCUUUUUUUUUAGAAACUGAGGACCAAAGACUUUAUAUGUAGCAGUUUAAGUGGUAUGUUCCUUCUGUGUCUUCAAGUGCCUGAAAACAACCACAAACCCAAAUGUAUGUAAAUUAAAAAUGCUUAAAUUCCUCAUUCUCUUGGAUUCUGUUUGGUACAGUUUUUUUAAUUUCAGUGUCUGAGCACCCCCAAUGUUGGUGUUUAAACGAGGUUGAUGACUUCAGGGUUUGUUAUGUUU
Messenger RNA from Xyrauchen texanus (razorback sucker), 2034 nucleotides. RefSeq names its product terminal nucleotidyltransferase 5A-like. Gene Ontology annotation, biological process: mRNA stabilization. The transcript is spliced from 2 exons. Gene Ontology annotation, molecular function: poly(A) RNA polymerase activity; RNA binding. Bases 203 to 1384 code for a protein of 393 amino acids. The record is from RefSeq and is a predicted model, not a curated record. Lineage: Eukaryota; Metazoa; Chordata; Actinopteri; Cypriniformes; Catostomidae.